Molecule: messenger RNA, 2013 nt
Organism: Drosophila kikkawai
Lineage: Eukaryota; Metazoa; Arthropoda; Insecta; Diptera; Drosophilidae
Gene: Btnd
Product: Biotinidase
Source: RefSeq, a predicted model, not a curated record
UCGAUUUUUGGCACAGCGCAGCCAUGAAGAACAUCAUUCUACUCCUAAUAGCCUUCUUAUCCAGCUCUCAGCAGGUCUCCCUGCCGAGUGAUCCCACCUACAAAGCCGGUGUCGUAGAGCAUCCCGAGGUGACGGGCGGCGAUAAUGCUAGGGACAGAACCUCUUUGGCCUGGGCCUCCUAUCAGCAGAUUCUGCGCGAUGUCCAGGACUUGGACAUUCUGGUCUUCCCCGAACACAUUUUAAACAGCCGCGCCACGGCCACCUUUGUGCCCCACGAGUCGGAGAAUGUGACGCCCUGCUUCCAGGCUGACUACGAGAUCUUCCUCAUUGAGGCCUCCUGCUCGGCUCGUGCCCGCGGCAUGUAUGUGGUCCUCAAUCUGGUGGAGAAGGAGCUCUGCGCAAAUGGUGCCGGUUCGGAGACCUAUGGCCCUUGUCCCGAGACGGGAGUGCGGAACUUCAACACCAAUGUGGUCUUUGAUCGAACGGGCAAGGUGGUUUCACGUUACCGAAAGACGCACUUGUGGCGCCAAGAAUACUACUCCACGUCUGUACUCCGUACGCCGGACGUGGCCACUUUUACGACAGACUUUGGGGUGACCUUUGGCCACUUUAUCUGCUUCGACAUGUUGUUCUAUGAGCCGGCCAUGACCCUCGUCCGAGAACGCGAUGUCACGGACAUUAUUUAUCCCACCUACUGGUUUUCGGAGCUGCCCUUCCUGGGAGCCAUUCAGCUGCAGGAGGGUUGGGCCUACGCCAAUGAUAUUAAUCUCCUGGCAGCGGAUGGCAGCAAGCCGUCUGGUCGCACCACAGGGUCGGGUAUAUAUGCCGGCCGGGCGGGACGUCUAACGGCGGAGAUUUACCAGGAGCCAACCCUAACGGUGCUAGUGGCCGAUGUGCCCAAGAGGAAUACCCCGAGGACCAUGCCACCAGUUACGCUAUUUACGCCGCAGCUGAUAACCCCGCGACAUACGGGCGUGGCGACCCACAGGGACUACAAUGUGGACAUCUUCCAGACCGAACUCCUUGCAGCGGAUUUCCUUACGGUGGAGAAGGAGUUGUGCCAUGGGUCCUUCUGUUGCAGCUUCAGCAUUGAAAGGGUGGCGACGCCGCUGGGUACCCAUGUGCCCACCGCCACUGAUGUCUCCUAUCGCUACAGGAUUGGUGCCUACCAUGGCAACGAGACCACGGUGAUCCGAGUGGACCGCACGGAGCAGGCCACCUGUGCUCUGUUUGCCUGCACCGACGAUCAGCUCUACAACUGUGGCUACAUCUACCCGGAGACGGAGCAGGUGCUUAAUGAUUACUACUUUUCCAAGCUCAGUAUUAGUGGGGCCUUUCCGGCAGCCCCUCGUGGCCGCCGCCUGAUCAUGCCCAGCUCUCUGACUGGCCAAUUCCUGCCCGUCUCCGCCUCGGAGUUUGAUUGGACCGAGAGCGUUCUGGCCGCGAACUUCACGGAUAUGCCUGUGAAGGUGGACAUGGAGCUAAAGCAGCCACAGAACGACCUGCUGACCUUUGCCAUUUGGGCGAACUACUUCACCGAUUUGCCCAGCAGCCACAACUUGGAUCACAUGCAGCCCCAGCAGCCCUCCACGUCCAAUGCAGCGCCCAGGAUGGCCGUCAGUCUAUUGCUUCUGCUCUUGGGCUGUCUGCUGAUGAAGUUGUAGUAAAGCAUCCUUUUUUUUUAUUUUUUUUUAUGUUGAAAGCUUAACCUUUGAUUUUUUUAAUUGUCUAACUAUAUAAAGUUGUAAAACAAUAUAAAUUAAUUAUUUUAUCAAAAGCUUCAUAGGCUUAUCUUUAUUUUUAUUGAGAUUCUUCUAACUUGAAAAGUGGGCCGACAGAUUAAACUAUAAAGAUAUAAAGAGGUGUCUAUAUAAAUAGAUAUUUUAAGAGCUUCGCUUAUCUGGAUUUGAAGAUAAACAGGAAAUGUACCUUGUCCGUCUAUAAACUGAAAGUUAAGCAGACAAAUGUUAUAUCUUUUUUUGCAUCUUUAUAUUUUUGGAGGUGAUCCAAGUU